UACGGCAGCAAUUCCCGACAUGUCCGAUGUGGAAUUUGAGGUCUGGGAAGAUCUAACAUAGACUCCAGUCAUAGAUCUAACAUAGACUCCCUUUUCCUCCCCACCACGCCCAACUCCCGCAAUGCCCCCCCUAGCAACCCCCGAAACACAUGCCCUGCACUCGACAGCCGCCGACAUCCUCACCCACCUAUCCCGCUCGCAACCCGCCGGCGUGCCCCACCGCAUCGGAAACUGGAACGAGGAGGCCGUGCUGUACCAUGAGCGCAUGACUGAGUUCGUAAAGAAGUAUCAGAGUGGCGAGGCGGAGGUUGCGAGGUUGAGGCGACGGGUUGGCGGGGCGAGGCGGGAGCAAAUACUCUCACAAACCCACAGCUACAACGCCCCCCUCAUGCUUCAGAACCUCUCAACAAAAACCGUCCUCUCCGUCGACGUCCCCGAGCAACCCACCGACACCUACACACUAACAACCGCGCGGGAAACCAUGCCCGUCGUGCGGUGUUGUUGGACGUUUGUGUUGUGUGAUGAUAACGGCAACCCAAUAGAAGACCGACACGAAUACGCUCAUGCACAUGGUUCGAGUAUCCGCUACGGCGAUAAAGUGUGCAUCCUCGUCGAGGGUUUAGGUGACGAGCCCAUGUACUUGAAAUCCGCCCAAACCCACCUCUCAACCAACAUCUCCAAGUACUCGAAACAGCAGGCCGUGUGCGUCGCAGCGGGGCGGGACUAUACCGCGGUGUGGCAGUUGGAGCAUUUUGAGCUUGGGGAGCGGCCGGAGCGGGAGGGGACGGGGAUUGAUGCCCGCCACCCGGUCCUGAUCCGCCAUUGUCUAACGGGGCAGUGUCUUGCUUCGGAUGGGGCUUAUGUCGUCAGAAACGACUUUGGCCUCGAAUACGAAACCACCUGCCACACCUACCGGCACAACGGAACACGCGCCGAACUACCUCAGAACGCGUGGUUCGUGCGGACGGCCGAGAGCGUGCCUGUUGAGGGGUUGCAGUAUUUCCGCAAUCAGGGGAGUCAACAAGGGGGUAGUCAGAAUGGUCAAGGGAGGCAGGGGCAGGGACACCUUGGUGGGAGCGGACGGUAUGCGUAUGCUGGUGGGCGGGAUAAGAUAUGGAUUUGAGGGUCACGUUGUGGUGGGGGUUUAUGUGAUGCAUUGAGGCGGUGGGGGCUGUACAUUCGUGGACAACUGUAUUAGGUGUGCAAAUUGAGCCCGAUAUGAUUUUGUGUGUAUGGCA
This is a messenger RNA of Fimicolochytrium jonesii, 1238 nucleotides long. RefSeq lists its product as uncharacterized. Lineage: Eukaryota; Fungi; Chytridiomycota; Chytridiomycetes; Spizellomycetales; Powellomycetaceae. Bases 122 to 1123 code for a protein of 333 amino acids. Gene Ontology annotation, cellular component: motile cilium. The record is from RefSeq and is a predicted model, not a curated record. Gene Ontology annotation, biological process: cilium assembly. The transcript has 7 exons.